AUGCUUUCUCUUCUCGUGACAAUCUUUGUUAUCAUCACCUUGCUGUGGCUUAUUAAGAUUUUCAUAAUUAAUGGGAUCUAUGUGGAUUCCCAUCUCCUCCAAUCGUCCGAUAUGACCAACAAAAUUUGUGUGGUCACAGGUGUGUCGGUUGGAGCUCUAGGAUUUGAAGUCGCAAAGCAACUGGCAAAACUAGGUGCCACUGUUGUGUUAAUAGUGUAUAACAUGCAAAUUGGAAAUGACGCUGUUUCUCAAAUCAAAGAUGAACUUGGACAAGCAAACGUUGAAUAUAUUGUGGCAGAUUUGAGUGAAUUGGAGCAGGUUAGACAAGUGGCAUUUAAAAUUAAAAACCAAUACGAUCGAUGUGACGUAUUAGUGAAUUGUGCAGCCACCAUCAUGUGUCCUCAUGCAUUGACACGGGAUGGAAUUGAGAUGCAAUUCGGAGUGAAUUACUUGUCUCACUUUUUAUUAACUAUUUUGUUGCAAGAUCUUGUCAUGAAAUGUCAAGGACGUGUCAUUAAUUUUUCAUCAAAUGCUUUCAAAUAUUUAAACCAAAACGAUGAAUUUUGUUCCUUUACGGAAGAAUCUGUUCGAAACGACGGCCGUGACAUUGCUUCUCCAUUUUCACUCUAUGCUCGAUCUAAACUCGCCAUUCAGCUCUCUUCGAAACAUCUUUCACACCACAUUCACAAACCUCUCAAUAUUUAUAGUUUACAUCCUGGAGCUACUCGAUCGACCUAUGUAUUUCCAUUCAUUAAGAACCGUCCAUUCCUUCACAAAUAUUUAUAUACUCCCUUAUCGUACUAUUUCAUGAAAUCACCAUUUCAGGGAAUUCAAACAUGUUUGCAUUUGAUAUUGUCUCCUCUCGAAGUGUUGGAAAAUGGAGAAUUUUAUGUGGAUUGUCAAGUGGAGAAGAUUGUGCAAGAUAGCGCUUUAACAAAGCAAAUUCAAUGUCAAUUGUAUGAAAGUAGCAUGUCGUUGUGUGCCAAUUAUUUAAAUGCCACUACUGAAGUGUAA
Molecule: messenger RNA, 1014 nt
Organism: Naegleria fowleri
Lineage: Eukaryota; Heterolobosea; Eutetramitea; Acrasida; Naegleriidae
Exons: 1
Coding region: 1-1014 (337 amino acids)
Source: RefSeq, a predicted model, not a curated record